AUGUCAGACGACAUGGAACGCGAGCUCGAUCGUAUUCUGGAUGAAGAGGUCGCUCGAGACAGCAGGAUGGAAGAGCUGCACCAAGAGUUGUCUCAGCUCAGGGCACAAGUGAUGCAGUUAACGCAGCAGAAUCUGCAACAGGUAUUAUAUACGGUUUCUCAGUGUACCCUAAGCGUUGCAAAUCUGCGAGACGUGCCCAAACAGAUAGCAUCCUUGUUCAGGGAAGGCAAAAUUGUCUCACCUGAAGACGCUGAAAACGAGCUCACAAAGCUCCUUACAUCAGAGGGCGACGCAAUACUCCUGGCGCUAGAUCCCUUGAGCGAAACAGCUGCGAGGGUCAAGGAAAUGGCGUCCGAAACACAUGCAAAACACAGUGAGGAGCUAUCCCCUAUUUUUGAUCAGGCAGAACAUGACGAUCAUUGCAUGCGCACGCUUUCGAAAUUGUUACGCGUCCAGUCCACAGAGGUGAUUGGGGCAGUGAAAACUCUAGUCAAGAGACACCAAGUGGUGGCUAGAACACAAAUACCAUGUUUUGGUAAAAAGAUACUGCCAGCUAGAACACCACUAACCUUCAACAAUUUCGACAAUAGAGAGACGUGCAUAUUGCAGGGCACUUCGACUACGGCGCAAAGUGAAGCGCAGUCGACUCCAAUGGAGACAGAACAUGGCGAAAAUGAACACGACAGAUUUCGCGAGGCUUUCCGCCUACUCAAUGCUAAAGACCAUACGACAGAAGCUGGACUACCGCCAAUCGAAUUCGAUGCAGUGAAUGCGGCCAAAGGUAGGCUUUUGUCACAGCAAGACGAUUCGCCUGAGUUCGCUCGCCUCAAACGUACUCUGACUGAGAACCAAUUUCAGAGGAACAGCGACGUGAACGAGCCACGACACACCAUGGUGCUACCCUCUCCAACCAGGGGCAACCCCCCAAGAGGUUUGUCUCCAGAAUCUCGUGAAACAAGUUCAUCUUUCACAUAUGGGAUUGGGACGACAUUAGCUGCCAUGGCACUUCCGGAGGUCAAGAACUUUAGUGACCCAGACGGGAAAGGUUUUACCGAGUUUGUGAUGUCCUUUUCAAUGAACUAUGUGCGCAAUCCAUCUCCACGGCAGUACAUUGUCCAACUCGAAAAGCCUCAGACAGCUAGGCGCAAGACCGACAAUCACUCACGAAGCUUAGAAUGCCGGAUCUGUCCCAUGGUGAGAGCUAGUGAAUUGAUCUCGCAGCUCACUAAUUGGCCAGAGUACUUCCAACUAUUCGCCGUGAUGGAGGCUGCAGCACCGUACGAGGUGUACGAAAAGCUCAAGAAUCUGGCACAGGGCAUCGAAAGAAGCAAAAGAGUAGCUGCGGCGAAUGAAAUCAGCUACCGAAUCAAAACAGUUCGAGGAACGAAGGAGGCCGUCGCGAGCCACGGUGUUUUCGAGAAUCAAGGACAAAACUAUCCAAGAUGGAAAUGUCCAAGAUCGACAUCACCACAAGGAGCAAGGUCAACAAAGUUAGAAAUAACGCAGAAAGGUGCACAGUCGCAGCAGCGGACACUAGACUUUGCAGAAGAUGCUAUAGGGACACGACAACGAGAAGACGAGAUGUUCGGCAAGAAAACCAUGUGCAGAGUAGAACUGCUGGGUUUUACUAAAGAGGCACUCGUCGACACAGGAUCUCAACCGAUGACAGGGACGAACCAUCAAUCAGGAGGCAUGCAAGCGUCGUCGUGCCACAACAAAGUACGAACUGUAGCCACGCAAACAGAUCCGCACAAGAACACCAAACGGAGGAAGUCAAUCAAAUGCAAAAGUGAGAAUACCGUGCCAGAAGAGAACACAGCGCACAGUGCUGUUGUAGCCUCGAGGGUCUAUCUCAGACCGGGAGAAACAAAAACGGUGUCAUUAAAAAAGGACUCUUCCGAUUCGGCUCAAAUACUAUGGUCAGAAUGUGAUCUGAUACCUCAUGCCGUUUGCGGGUGGGGCGAAACCGUCAAGUUACCAAUAACCAAUACAACAGAAGAAGCCAGAGUCUUCCAAGCGGGAGAAAAGGUUGGCUUCUGGGACCAAAGGGCGAUCGUAGAAAAGGCAUCACUGGAGUGCGCAAAUAUGCUCGAACGCACUAGUCCACCAAUUGCCGAUCGCUGGAAUAUUCUCGUCGCACUACUCCGAGCCAACAAAUCGACAGGAGAUUUGGGUGAACUAUUAGGCGAGAAACUGCGACAAUAUCAUGAUGUAUUUGCGGUGGCGGAUCAAGAGCUUACCCAGACGCAUAUAGUUGAGCAUGACAUCGAAACAGGCUCUGCGAAACCAAUAAAACAGAAAGCUCGGCCAAUACCGCUGGCAGCGCGUGCAGAACUGCGCAAGAUCCUAAUAGAUCUUAAAGAACGAGACAUUAUUGAACCAAGCACCUCUCCAUGGUCGUCGCCUAUUGUGCUGGUGCAGAAGAAGGAUGGUUCCCUGCGUUUAUGUGUCGACUAUAGGAAGCUCCGGAAGUUGCCAGCAGGCGUUGAUGACGAACCUGUCAUCACUUCUAAACACAGGGCAAAGAGGGGUAGACCUAAGAAAACGGAUGUGCGGAUGUCAGCUAAUGCAGUUUCUUUCAGGGUCGAAGUUGGAGAUCCGCGUUUCGAUCCACUGCACCUGCUCUUCCCGUGCCAGUGUGGGAUGUUCAACACACGUGCGCAAGUGGGCCUGCCUGGUCUGCGUUGUGAUCUCGCUCGUUCUAAACCUGUCAAAAAUCUUUUCGAACUAGCUAAUGUCGCCUCAAUUGCUUUGCACCCUCACUGGGGGGACGACCGGAAAGAAGCCGAGCUUCUGAAUAAGGAGUCGCGCUAUUUGACAAUCCAUGGUCUUGCGACGGCAAUACAUGCGCACAGCAAGUUCUGUUUCGACUACGCAUCCGCCUUGAAAGCACACGAGGACGUGGAACUGUCUCACCCUCCGUUGUUCACGACGAGUCCCGGCUACGACAUCGAGUUAUACUAUCGCAUGGCAAUGGCACGACGCUUCCAGGUCACGUCGCAGUCGUCGGAUGAUGACAUGCCAGGAAAUCCGAUAAUGAUAGCCCUACCGAAGCAGUUUGGGAAGGUCCUUACUGAAGUUCUGGAGCCACCUGUGGUGAAAUUCAUCGUGUACUCGCACUUCGGAGAUUUGGCGGACCAGUUGCAAAAGCAGAGCAUAUCUUCUGCGUUGGUUUGGGUGUGGCCGAAUGAGGUACCUAAUACGCAACACAUGCUUCUCGUCCAACACGCAGUGGAAAGGCACCUGCAGUGUGGGGGAACAUUGGAGCUAUUCCCUCCCCCGUUCGAGCUGAGUCGUGAAUCUGACUGGAGGCACAUCGGGACGGUGUGCAGAAAGAUGGCCGAGUUUUUAUCGGGACCCGCGAGAGGUUUCGAUGCAAGGAUCGUCGAUUUCUACAGUACGAUCGGAGAAGAGGUGCCCAUAAAACAUCCAGCGGUGAGCCUGGGAGUCCGUCCCAGGAAGGGAGAGGACCGUCUGAUGGGCUGGCAGUGCCAGGUAUUUCUCCAGCAGAUCGCCGAAAUUACGUCCAAUCUACUUGUACUGCCGAAGUUCGAAAUGGCACCAAGGAAACCCGCAAAGGACCAGCCGACGACCAGCAACGUUCCAGCCGCGCCAGAAGGAACAAGAAAGCGCAAAGGUUUCGACGUCUACUUAUCAUCAUCAGCGACGUCAACAGAUUAA
Messenger RNA from Ostertagia ostertagi, 3681 nucleotides. Lineage: Eukaryota; Metazoa; Nematoda; Chromadorea; Rhabditida; Trichostrongylidae. The record is from the annotation of a GenBank genome assembly.